Molecule: messenger RNA, 1645 nt
Organism: Ilex paraguariensis (yerba mate)
Lineage: Eukaryota; Viridiplantae; Streptophyta; Magnoliopsida; Aquifoliales; Aquifoliaceae
Source: the annotation of a GenBank genome assembly
AUGGUUGUGACUGUCGGAGUUGAAUCCAUGUCCGGCCUAUCCAACGUUAAAGUUACUGCUAUAGUGUCGGAUAAAUUCGAUUCCACCGCUGUGAUUUCGGAGGCGUUACCGUCGGUGACGGUGUUGAACGGUGGGACGGUCAAUGGCGAUUCACGUGACGGUGGUGGAGAGUUCAGAAAUGGGGUUUUAGGUGAAUGUAGAGAGAAGAAGAGAGAGAUAGUGUUGGGAAAGAACGUGCACGCCAGGUGCCUUGAGGUCACGGAACCGGACGCCAAUGAUGAGUGGACCGGUGAUAAGGAGGCUUAUAUGGCCAGCGUGUUGGCUAGGUACCGGAAGACUCUCGUUGAGAGGACCAACCAUCAUCUAGGUUAUCCUUAUAAUCUGGACUUCGAUUAUGGUGAUCUAGCACAGUUGCAGCACUUUUCCAUCAACAACCUGGGUGAUCCUUUCAUCGAGAGCAACUAUGGUGUCCAUUCCAGGCAAUUUGAAGUUGGUGUUCUGGAUUGGUUUGCCCGUUUAUGGGAAAUCGAGAAGAAUGAAUACUGGGGAUAUAUUACAAAUUGUGGUACGGAAGGCAAUCUUCAUGGAAUUCUGGUUGGGAGAGAAGUGUUUCCGGAUGGAAUUUUGUAUGCAUCACGAGAAUCGCAUUAUUCUGUCUAUAAAGCAGCAAGAAUGUACAGAAUGGAAUGUGUCAAGGUUGGCACGCUAGUCACUGGAGAAAUAGAUUGUGCAGAUUUCAAAUCCAAGCUACUUCCUAACAAGGACAAACCGGCUAUCAUCAAUGUCAACAUAGGUAUAAUCUCUUUCUCUGUCUCUCUCUCACAAUCAGACCCUGUAACACUUGAAUUGAUUUCUGCUACCUUGUUUUGCAGGUACUACUGUAAAGGGGCUGUUGAUGAUCUUGAUCUUGUUAUACAGACCCUUGAAGAAUGUGGAUUCUCACCUGAUCGCUUUUACAUCCACUGUGAUGGAGCUUUAUUUGGGCUGAUGAUGCCAUUUGUAAAACGUGCACCCAAGGUUACGUUUAAAAAGCCCAUUGGAAGCGUGAGUGUUUCUGGUCACAAGUUAGUGGGAUGUCCAAUGCCUUGCGGUGUUCAGAUAACAAGGCUCGAGCACAUUAAUGCACUCUCUAGGAAUGUUGAAUAUCUUGCUUCAAGGGAUGCCACAAUCAUGGGAAGUCGGAAUGGGCAUGCUCCAAUUUUCCUGUGGUACACCCUAAACAGAAAAGGUUUCAAGGGGUUCCAAAAAGAAGUCCAAAAGUGCCUCAGAAAUGCUCAUUACUUGAAAGAUCGCCUUCGAGAGGCAGGAAUUAGUGCCAUGCUCAAUGAGCUGAGCAGCACAGUGGUGUUUGAGCGACCUUGGAAUGAAGAUUUUGUUCGCCAUUGGCAACUUGCUUGUGAGGGAAAUAUGGCUCAUGUUGUUGUGAUGCCCAAUGUCACUAUUGAGAAGCUGGAUUAUUUCUUGAAUGAAUUAGUUAAAAUGCGUUUGGUCUUGUAUCAGGAUGAGAAAGUGCAACCUCCUUGUCUUGCAGCAGAUAUAGGAAAUGAGAAUUGUGCUUGCCUUCUACACAAGCAAUCUAUUGGUGUAAAUUGACUAACUGAUAACCUUCGGGUUCUGCUGUUGUUUGUUGUGAAAGAUUAGAAUU